This is a messenger RNA of Erythranthe guttata (spotted monkey flower), 616 nucleotides long. The record is from RefSeq and is a predicted model, not a curated record. Lineage: Eukaryota; Viridiplantae; Streptophyta; Magnoliopsida; Lamiales; Phrymaceae.
AUUGAAUAAAUAAACUACUACGGCACGAAACGCACCGCUGAGAAACUGAUUCCCUUACUCGAGCUAUCUCAUUCUCCAAGGAUAGUUAAUGUUUCCUCCACAAUGGGGAAACUAUCGAGUAUACAAAAUAAAUGGGCUAGAGAUACGCUCAACGACAUCGAAAGCCUUACAGAAGAGAAGAUCGAUCAAGUAACGAAUGAGUUCCUUAAAGACUUGAAGGAGGGUUCGGUAGAAGCCAAAGGGUGGCCUAGUUAUUGGAGCGCGUACUGUGUCUCAAAAGCAGCAGUGACUGCAUACACGAGAAUCCUAGCUAAAAAGUAUCCGAAGAUACUGAUAAAUGCUGUGUGUCCGGGCUGGGUCCACACCGAUCUUAGCCAACAUUCGGGCCCACUAACACCUGAACAAGGGGCCAAAAGCCCGGUGAGGCUGGCUAUGUUGCCUGAAAAUGGACCUUCUGGUUUGCUCUUUUAUAGGAUGCAGGUAUCAUCUUUUUAGGCCUUGUUUGGUUGCAAGAUAGGAUUAUUACUCUUUAAAAUAGGACACGGAACACGUGUAAAUAUUGAAAAUAUAGUGCCACGUGUAUAAAUUAAAAAAAUUGCGUAUAUGUUUUUAUUUA